Messenger RNA from Marmota flaviventris (yellow-bellied marmot), 3511 nucleotides. Lineage: Eukaryota; Metazoa; Chordata; Mammalia; Rodentia; Sciuridae. The record is from RefSeq and is a predicted model, not a curated record.
ACUCGGGAAAGAAAAGGGCUAGUUUCAUCUCGAAUUGAAGGAGGCCUUGGGCAGGAAUUGCGCUGUGAGUGACAAUCUUUCAGGAAGACAGAAAUCCAGAGAACAAACCCGGGUUCUCUGGAACAGCGAAGCUCACCAUUGAAUCAAGAGCACCGAGAUUUAAAAUCAAAGGACUCCAGUCCUGGGACACUCACGUAUCCUGCUUGCCAUCGAGGGCGUACGGAGCUGUGUUUGUGGGCUCCAGGUCACUGGCAUCGCCACGCUAGGUGUGCGCCCCGCUCUCCCAUUGGUAUGCAGCGACCAUUUCCUUGCAAGUCUCAGAGGUGGAAAUAUUUUAAAGGAUUUCGAUUGUGACUUGGUAGCCUUUCUGAAAGUUGGUGGCCGGAAGAGGAGAAAAUACAAGGCUACAGUAUGAAGGAUACAAUUGAACCUCCCAGAGAGUUUGCCCCUCCCGCUGGGAAGCCCCUCGGAGCAAACCUCGGAGAUCCUGAGCGCUCUGCACCUAUAGUUUUGUAAUCAACUACGAAUGAUGAAACAUUCCAUAGCUGAGAUGCUUCACAGAGGGAGGAUGCUGUGGAUAAUUCUUCUAAGCACAAUUGCUCUAGGAUGGACUACCCCGAUUCCCCUGAUAGAGGACUCAGAGGAAAUAGAUGAGCCCUGUUUUGAUCCAUGUUACUGUGAAGUUAAAGAAAGCCUUUUUCAUAUACAUUGUGACAGUAAAGGAUUUACAAAUAUUAGUCAGAUUACUGAGUACUGGUCAAGACCUUUUAAACUGUAUCUGCAGAGGAAUUCGAUGAGGAAAUUAUACACCAACAGUUUUCUUCAUCUGAAUAAUGCUGUGUCCAUUAACCUUGGGAACAAUGCUUUGCAGGACAUUCAAAUGGGAGCUUUCAAUGGUCUUAAGAUUUUAAAGAGGCUGUAUCUACACGAGAACAAACUAGAUGUCUUCAGAAACGACACCUUCCUUGGCCUGGAAAGUUUGGAAUAUCUGCAGGCAGAUUACAAUGUUAUUAAGCGCAUUGAGAGUGGGGCCUUUCGGAACCUAAGCAAAUUAAGGGUUCUGAUUUUAAAUGAUAAUCUCAUCCCCAUGCUUCCAACCAAUUUAUUUAAGGCUGUCUCCUUAACCCACCUGGACCUGCGUGGAAACAGGUUAAAAGUUCUUUUUUACCGAGGAAUGCUAGAUCACAUUGGCAGGAGCCUGAUGGAGCUCCAGCUAGAAGAAAAUCCAUGGAACUGUACAUGUGAGAUUGUACAACUGAAGAGUUGGCUGGAACGCAUUCCUUACACUGCCCUGGUGGGAGACAUCACCUGUGAGACACCAUUCCAUUUCCAUGGAAAGGACCUUCGAGAAAUCAGGAAGACAGAACUCUGUCCUUUGUUGUCUGACUCUGAGGUGGAGGCUAGUUUGGGGAUUCCUCACUUGUCAUCAAGCAAGGAGAAUGCAUGGCCAACUAAACCUUCCUCAAUGUUGUCCUCUGUCCAUUUUACUGCUUCUUCUGUUGAAUACAAGUCUUCAAACAAACAGCCUAAGCCCACCAAGCAGCCCCGGACACCAAGACCACCCUCUACAUCCCAGGCUUUAUACCCUGGUCCAAACCAACCUCCUAUUGCUCCUUAUCAGACCAGACCACCAAUUCCCAUUAUAUGCCCUACUGGGUGUACCUGUAAUUUGCAUAUCAAUGACCUUGGCUUGACUGUCAACUGCAAAGAGAGAGGAUUUAAUAACAUUUCUGAACUUCUUCCAAGGCCACUGAAUGCCAAGAAACUGUACCUGAGUAGCAAUCUGAUUCAGAAAAUAUACCGUUCUGAUUUCUGGAAUUUUUCUUCUUUGGAUCUCCUGCAUCUGGGGAACAAUCGUAUUUCUUAUGUCCAGGAUGGGGCCUUCAUCAACCUGCCCAACCUAAAGAGCCUCUUUCUCAAUGGCAACGAUAUAGAGAAGCUGACACCGGGCAUGUUCCGCGGGCUACAAAGUUUGCACUACUUGUACUUUGAGUUCAAUGUUAUCCGGGAAAUCCAGCCUGCAGCCUUUAGCCUCAUGCCCAACUUGAAGCUGCUGUUCCUCAACAAUAACUUGCUGAGGACCUUGCCAACAGAUGCCUUUGCAGGCACAUCCCUGGCUCGGCUCAACUUGAGGAAGAACUACUUCCUCUACCUUCCUGUGGCUGGUGUCCUGGAACACUUGAAUGCUAUUGUCCAGAUAGACCUCAAUGAGAAUCCUUGGGACUGCACUUGUGAUCUGGUCCCCUUUAAACAGUGGAUUGAAACCAUCAGCUCAGUCAGUGUGGUAGGUGAUGUGCUUUGUAGAAGCCCCGAAAACCUCACACACCGUGAUGUGCGUACUAUUGAGCUGGAAGUCCUGUGCCCAGAGAUGCUGCAUAUUGCACCAGAUGGAGCAUCCCCAGCCCAGCCUGGAGAUUCUCACUUUGUUGGGGGACCAACAAGCGAAUCACCGUAUGAGUUCUCUCCCCCUGGGGGUCCUGUGCCACUUUCUGUGUUGAUUCUUAGUCUGCUAGUUCUGUUUUUUUCAGCAGUCUUCGUUGCUGCAGGCCUCUUUGCCUACGUGCUCCGAAGGCGUCGCAAGAAGCUGCCCUUUAGGAGCAAGCGACAAGAAGGUGUGGACCUUACUGGCAUCCAGAUGCAAUGCCACCGGCUGUUUGAGGAUGGGGGAGGUGGUGGUGGUGGAAGUGGGAGUGGAGGCCGGCCCACCCUUUCCUCCCCAGAGAAGGCUCCUCCUGUGGGCCAUGUGUAUGAGUACAUCCCCCACCCAGUGACCCAGAUGUGCAACAACCCUAUCUACAAGCCUCGAGAGGAGGAGGAAGUGGCUGUUUCAGCUGUCCAGGAGACAGGGGGUGCAGAACGUGGAGGUCCUGGGGGGACACAACCUCCAGGAAUGGGUGAGGUUCUCCUAGGAAGUGAGCAGUUUGCUGAAACACCCAAGGAGAACCACAGCAACUACCGGACCUUGCUGGAAAAAGAGAAGGAAUGGGCCCUAGCAGUUUCCAGCUCCCAGCUCAACACCAUAGUGACGGUGAAUCACCAUCACCCUCACCCUCACCACUCAGCAGCUGGUGGGGUCUCAGGGGUGGUUGGGGGAACUGGGGGAGACUUGGCUGGGUUCCGCCACCAUGAGAAGAACGGCGGGGUGGUGCUCUUUCCUCCUGGGGGAGGCUGUGGCGGUGGCAGUAUGCUGCUUGACCGUGAGAGGCCACAGCCCGCCCCCUGCACAGUGGGAUUUGUGGACUGUCUCUACGGCACAGUGCCCAAAUUAAAGGAACUACACGUCCACCCCCCUGGCAUGCAAUACCCAGACUUACAGCAGGACGCCAGGCUUAAAGAAACCCUUCUCUUCUCAGCCGGAAAGGGCUUCACAGACCACCAAACCCAAAAAAGUGAUUACCUCGAGUUAAGGGCCAAACUUCAAACCAAGCCAGAUUACCUCGAAGUCCUGGAGAAAACAACCUACAGGUUCUAACAGAAAGAAGAAAAUAAAUUAGUGCUUUUUUUUUUUUUC